Molecule: messenger RNA, 1460 nt
Organism: Aphanomyces astaci
Lineage: Eukaryota; Oomycota; Saprolegniomycetes; Saprolegniales; Verrucalvaceae
Exons: 8
Coding region: 21-1109 (362 amino acids)
Biological process (GO): protein dephosphorylation
Molecular function (GO): protein serine/threonine phosphatase activity
Source: RefSeq, a predicted model, not a curated record
UUUGACACAUCCGCCACACAAUGUUGCUCCAGGUUGUCCGUCGCGCUGCCAAGUCGGCACGUCUAUCGUCGUCUGCUGCACGAUCAGCCAUUGCUGUCCACACCGCAGCCACGGUGGAACAGCAAGCCAACCCAUUGCCGUGGAUGGGAAUGGCAUUGGCGGCAUCGGCGGCGGCGAGCAUUGCGCUUUGCGACGCGCCUCCGCUCUCCCAGAUCGACGACAUUCAGACGCCCGAUGAGCGUCCGUCCGUGCCACUGGACCGCGUCCUGAACGGCCACCUCAAGACACCCGUGUCUGGCGUCCAGAGCUACAAUGCUGCCUCGUACAAAGCCAAUCUGCCCAUUGAGGAUCGAUUUGUGGUGCAUGUUGAAGACGGCGCUGUGUAUGCAGCCGUGCUCGAUGGUCAUGGGGGCUGGCAAGUAUCGCAGUACGCCCACGACCACUUGGUCAAGAACGCCCAAGCAGAACUGGCUAAACUUCCGGCCAAGAGCACGUCCAAAGUGGCGACAGCAUUGGAACAAGCGUUUUUGCGCACGGACUAUGACAUCCAGGAGCUCGUUCGUCCUGCGUUUGAGAUUGGGUUCAUUCAAGUGAACCGCGUGGGCGCGUGCUCCCAGCUCGCGUACAUCAAGGACGGCUUGCUCAUCGUCGCCAACGCGGGCGAUUGUCGUGCGGUGCUGGGGUCGGUUGAGGAUGGCUCGGUGGUCGCAACCCCUCUGAGCAACGACCACAACGCCAAGCUGGCUGUGGAAAAAACUCGUCUGAGCGCUGCCCACCCUAACGAGGCCAACAUCGUCGUGUGCAAGCACCCAGAGUCGUGUUACGUCAAGGGGGGAUUGCAACCCACUCGUGCGCUGGGGGACUUUGCCUUCAAACACGCGUCGUUCAACGGCCCCGCAGACCCGACCCUUCGCGCCAACGGGCGCCACAUUGCUGAGCCAUACACGCCCCCGUACGUGUUCGCGUUGCCCGAAACGAUCUCGCACGUUGUCACAGCCACGGACAAAUUUCUCAUCCUUGGUACACUUUGCACUUCGAAUCAUGGCAUCGUGCUCGCCGAUAUGAAUACUUUUUGUCAACAGGUAGCGACGGGGUGUGGGACUUCUUGACCAACCAAGAGGCAGCGGACGUCGUGCAUGCAUGUGUGGCGCGGGGCGAAGCGGAUCUGGCCAGUCGCGCCAUUGUCGAAGCCGUCUUGACCAAGGCUGCUGAAAGCGAAAAGCUGACGUUGAGCGAACUGUUGGACUUGGAACCGGGGAAGAAGCGCCGCCACAUUCACGACGACACGACGGUGGUGGUGCUCGUGUUUGAAUAAGUCGUUGGUUACCUUUCGCUCCACAACGGACAACAUCCAAGGCUGGGGACAUGAAAUAUUUAAAUAUUACUAGUACUACAUAGUACUACGUAGUAAUAUAUAUUAUGUUGCCUAGUUUCAUGAUAUUUGGCCUUAUUUUCGGCCU